Glycine soja is the source of this 2316-nucleotide messenger RNA. RefSeq names its product protein FAR1-RELATED SEQUENCE 5-like. The transcript is spliced from 6 exons. Gene Ontology annotation, molecular function: nucleic acid binding; zinc ion binding. The coding region runs from base 1 to 2316 and encodes 771 amino acids. Gene Ontology annotation, biological process: regulation of DNA-templated transcription. The record is from RefSeq and is a predicted model, not a curated record. NCBI's taxonomy places the organism in Eukaryota, Viridiplantae, Streptophyta, Magnoliopsida, Fabales, Fabaceae.
AUGUCAGAGUUGGAAACUACUGAUAAUUUUCGUAGCUUUGUUAAUGGUGAUGGUGCCAAUGAUGAUGGAGAUUAUGAAAAUGAUGACAACUACCAAGAUGAUGUCGGAGUACAAGGUGAGGAGGAGGUGGAUUCGGAGUUACAGAAUGAGGAUGAUGGAGAUUAUGAUGAAUUUUGGAUUCCAGGUUUGUCGAAAGAAGAAUGUAUAAGUAUUGAUAGCAUGGUAGAUAUUAGACAGUUUGACAUGAAAGAAAUUACCGAUGAAGUUGUCCGCAGGUUGGAUUUUGGUGAUUUGGAGUUAGCGUAUCAAUUUUAUUGUUGGUAUGCUAAAAUGAGUGGUUUUUCCGAAAGUUACAACCUCCGAUACAAGGAUACGAAAAGAAAAAAAAAGAAAGCAGGUGUGGUUGUGAAGCAAUGUUUCGUGUUCAUGUGCAUUUUUCGACAGAUCGAUGGACAUAGGAAGAUGUCGGCAUCUGAUAUUAUACAAGUUGAAAAUUAUAGGAAAGUUGGCAUUAGACCUCCGCACAUGUACGCAGCAUUUGCCAAUCAAUGUGGUGGAUAUGAGAAGGUGGGGUUUAUCAGGAAAGAUAUUUACAAUGAAGAAGGGCGCAUGAGGAGGCAACAUAGUUUAGAUGCAAGGGGUGCAUUGAAGUAUUUAUAUGAUUUACGCAAGAAAGAGCCAAUGAUGUAUGUUUCAUGCACCUCGGAUGAAGAGUCAAGACUACAACGGUUGUUUUGGUCUGAUACUGAGAGCCAAUUGCUUUAUCAGGUAUUUCGUGACGUUCUGGCAUUUGAUGCCACUUACAAGAAAAAUAAGUAUUUGUGCCCUUUUGUUGUUUUCUCUGGUGUGAACCACCAUAAUCAGACAAUAGUUUUUGCUGCUGCUAUUGUGACUGAUGAGACGGAAGAAACAUAUGUUUGGUUGUUAGAACAGUUGUUGGUAGCAAUGAAAGGAAAAGCUCCCUGUUCAAUAAUAACUAAUGGAGAUCUGGCUAUGAGGAAUGCUAUAACAAGAGUCAUGCCAGGUGUUUCUCACAAAUUGUGUGCGUGGCACUUAUUGCGUAAUGCAUUGAGCCAUGUCCGAGACAAACAUGUUUUGAAAUGGUUGAAGAAACUAAUGCUUGGUCAUUUUGAAGUGGUGGAAUUCGAAGAAAAAUGGAAAGAGAUGGUUGCUACGUUUGAAUUGGAAGACAAUAGUUGGAUUGCUGAACUUUAUGAAAGACGGAUGAAGUGGUCUAGUGCCCAUUUGAGGGGUCGUUUUUUUGCGGGCAUACGGACAACAUCUCGUUGUGAGGCUUUCCAUGCACAUGUUGCAAAAUAUGUUCAUUCACGCACCAAUUUAACCGAUUUUGUAGAACAAUUUCAAAGGUGCCUGACAUAUUUUCGAUAUAGAGCGGUUGUGGCAGAUUAUUCGUCAACAUACGGGAAAGAAGUUUUGCAAACAAAUCUUCGAUCUCUUGAGCGGUCUGGUGAUGAAUUGUUUACAAAGGAGAUGUUUCAACUUUUUCAGUCUUAUCUAUGUAGGACUAUUAAGCUAAGAGUCGUUGAUUGCAAAGAGAUGGCCACGUUUUCAAUUUUCACAGUUGUCAAGUAUUGUAGUGGAAGUGUUUGGCGUGUGUCGUAUUGCCCAUCAACGGUUGAGUUUACAUGUACUUGUAUGAGAAUGCAAUCCAUUGGUCUUCCAUGUGAUCACAUAUUGGCCGUGUUGGUUUCUUUAAAUUUUAUGGAGUUGCCAAGUAGUUUGGUUUUGAAUAGGUGGUCCAAACUUGCCACCGAACAGAUUAAAGACAAAUAUUCGGAUUCCGCAAUGUAUUGGGAUUCGCAAUUGAUGGCCAGGUAUGCCACUUUGGUUGAAGUUUCUAGAGAAGUUUGUGCAGCCGCAUACCGUGAUGAAGAGGAGUAUGACAAAAUGUUGCAUUUCCUAUCCAAUGAGGCUACAAGGCUGAAGUCGAAGCAAAACAGCGAACAUUGUGUUGAUGAUAAUCAGACGCACCAACAAGAUGAUGAUUUUGCAGGUAUUUUAGACCCUGUUGUGGUUCGAAGUAAAGGAUGCGGACAGGUCGGAAUGGAUGAAAGUGGCAGACAAAGGAGAAUCCAAAAGUGUCGGCAAUGUGGUGGAAUUGGCCACAACAAGCGUUCUUGCACCAACCGUCCUCGAAAUGUAAAUGGUUGUAAUGAUUACAAUUUGUAUUUUGUUAAUGUUGGACAAAAUGCAGAAGCCGCAGACACAGUCAUUUGUUGCUGGGGUGGACUACUCUGGUCUCGAGGACCAGAACCUCCUAUGAAGAGGAAGAAGGAGAAGCUAGAGGAUUAUUGA